AUGCGGGAGUGUGAAAAUCAUUCACCAGUAAAGACAGACCCAGUUGGAUCCCCUUUGUCUGAAUUCAGGAGAUGUCCAUUCUGGGAGCAAGAACUGGCAAAGAAGUACUCCUGCAAAAAGGGAGGCUUGCACAUGGCCCUUCUUGCGGAUGGAUACUGCAACUAUUGCCAAGACAUUUUACAAAAUGUAGAGGAUUUGCUUACUUCCUUCUGGAAGUCUCUGCAGCAAGACACAGUCAUGCUCAUGUCAUUGCCUGAUGUGGGCCAGCUCUUCAAGUGCUACGAUGUACAACUGUACAAGGGAAUUGAGGGCGUCCUCCUUCAUGACUUUUUGGAAGAUGUUUCUAUUCAGUACCUGAAAUCUGUCCGGUUAUUUAGUAAGAAAUUGAAGCUGUGGCUGCUUAAUGCUUUGGAAGGUUUUCCGGCCCUCUUACAGAUCUCCAAACUCGAAGAAGUUACUGUGUUUGUCAAAAGAAUAAGAAGGAAGACGUACCUUUUGCAACAUGGCAAAGUAGUAAGGAUGGUGUUGGAGAAUGACCGGCAGGUCCACAUUUUGAAGUCAGAUCUAUGUGCCAUCAUCAGUCAAGGCACUUUGGAUGGUUCUGAGAAAGCCCUGGCAAGGGAUCCGAGGGGCGCGGAUGACCUGGAGACGGACCUGGAGAAGCAAUGCUUAAGCAGUUUAAUUGCUUUGCUGGGAACAUCAACAGACCUCGGGGUAUUCCUGAAUUGUCUGUAUUCCAAUCUCCAAGUGUAUGUCUUCCAGCCAAGCAGAAACAAAGGGGUUAUCAAACUGGCUGCCAGGUUCCAGCUGAGAUGGAAUUUCCUUCUCACCACCGUGAGCAGAGCCCUGACCCUGUGCCACAGAGACAGUUUCGGCUCCUGGCAUCUGUUUCAUUUGCUGCUUUUGGAAUACGUGGUUCAUAUACUUCAGUCAUGCAUAGAGGAGGAGGAAGAAGAUGACACGGGAAGUCACAAGGAGAUGUUACCGGAUGACCAGUCUCUUGUCCAGCCAGACCAGGCACUUCUCUGCCCUCCAGAUGCUUCACCAUCUCAGGGACAUGAAAGCCCGGGUGUGGAUCCGCACCAGGAGACACUGAAACCCACAGGCCAGGGCCGAAGCCCCGUGGGUGUGGACAAUGUGGUCCUCAGGGUCCUGGGCUUCCUCGUGGACAUUGCCACAGGCAAUAAGCUCAUCCAGGUAUUGUGGGAAGAUGAGGCCACAGGAAGCACCGCCAGGUUCAUCCUUCCUGUCGGACAAGAAGCCCUCAUCACCCUAAGUGAUGGAAAGAAAUUUGUGAUUCACAUAUCAGAUGUACCCCAAAGCUCUGAAAAUAUUUAUUUCGGGGAAAGCAAUGCUAAUAUGUAAGAUUAUUUAUUUGACUAGGACAUAGGAAAACAUAGAUUCUCCUGCUUAAAGAUAUAUUAAAUGCUAGAUACAUUAAAUGCUACAUCUAAAUAUUAGAUGUAGCAUUGUCUAUAUUAUGUUUCUAUGUAUUUCAGGGAGGUGAUUUUGAUGAAUCAUAUAAA
This is a messenger RNA of Manis pentadactyla (Chinese pangolin), 1526 nucleotides long. RefSeq names its product DNA-binding protein RFX8. The record is from RefSeq and is a predicted model, not a curated record. NCBI's taxonomy places the organism in Eukaryota, Metazoa, Chordata, Mammalia, Pholidota, Manidae. Gene Ontology annotation, biological process: regulation of transcription by RNA polymerase II. Gene Ontology annotation, molecular function: DNA-binding transcription factor activity, RNA polymerase II-specific; RNA polymerase II cis-regulatory region sequence-specific DNA binding.